Messenger RNA from Anguilla rostrata (American eel), 3304 nucleotides. It is a transcript of the gene golm1, whose product is annotated as golgi membrane protein 1. Gene Ontology annotation, cellular component: Golgi apparatus. The record is from RefSeq and is a predicted model, not a curated record. The transcript has 11 exons. The coding region runs from base 607 to 1821 and encodes 404 amino acids. Lineage: Eukaryota; Metazoa; Chordata; Actinopteri; Anguilliformes; Anguillidae.
CAGUUGGAAUUUUUCUAAACAUUUUUGACCGCAAGCAAGUGUGCAAUAUUUUCCCUCUUGGUUUAGCAAAAUUGUUUAUCUGUCUGGUUGAUUGUCAGCACAAAUUUACGGCAAAUACCAUAUAGGCCUACUACGUUAAUGUAAUGCAAUUUAUUCAAUCCAAUUGUGAAAUUAUCCACUACUCCAAUGUAGCCGAACAGUUCACUGGUAGAAAAAUGUACUAAUAUUUCAUACAUAAUGCGGCGAGAGGAUGGAUCCUUGAGUAUGGUUGAGGCUUUCACCGCGAGAAAAAUCCAAGAUUUUUCCCAGAUCAUGGAACAUUUUGAACAUGACAUUUGCCCAAAGCGGUCAAACGUUUUAUAAUUUGUGUUAUUAAAUCAAUGCAGACUUUAUACAGACCGCUCGGUCCUGCUGAGCAUUUGCUCUCCGUGCGGUAGCUGAAUGUUCCCUGUACCGCGCUGAGCCUGAAUGUUUGCUGUGCUGUGUUGGCAGCUAGACUUCCGCGUUUCAUCCGACUUCCUGCUCAGUCCUGCAGUUGCCGUGUUGGAUUGGUCUUCCUAGCGUCGCACACUUGCUAGCUCACCCGUUUUCCGGCUCACGGUUGCCAUGGGAGGCCUUGGAAACGGGCGUCGCGGAGGAAGGUCGCCGCCGCUUCUGAUUGGCGCCUUGAUCGCUUGCGUUCUCGUGCUGGGAUUCAACUACUGGGUGUCGAGCUCACGCAACCUGGAGCUGCAGACGCAGCUGUUUCAGAUGGAGGGAGCGGCGCGGAGAGCGGCGGCAGAGAGGGCAGCUGUGGAGCAGAAGAAGGCGGCGUUUGAGGAGCAGCUGCGCAUGCAGAGCGACCAGAUCAAACGCAUGGAGGACAGUCACAGGAUCCAGCUGGAUACCAUGCAGGCUAACUGGAAGCAAGAAAAGACAGUUCUGGUGUUAAACAUCUCCACAAGCACUAGAACAAUCCAGAUAUUGAAAGCUCAGUUGUUCGGUCUGGAGGAAAUUCAGAAGGAGCUGCAGGACUGCCAGAACAAUCGGAUCAAUCUGAGUACUGCCAUGAAUCAGUGUGAGGCUCAGAUGAGUGCUCUGAAGGAGGAGUGUGCAGCCAAAACCCCUGAGAAACCCCCACCUGUCUCACCCUCCUCUCAGGAGAAGUCCGGCCCCCCUCUCAGCCGAACGGGCCUGGAAGAGAAGCCAGGCCUGGAUGACACCAAGAAGCCCUCUGUCCUCGCCCCGAAAACCAGCCGGACCGGCGCUGAACCAGACAGUACCAACACCAAGCUUUCUGCGCUGGAGACCAAUGAGAUUGCCAAAGAUGGAGAGAAAAGCGACAUUACCCAGCAGCAACCCCCAGUGGGCGUGGCCAAACGGGGAAAUGACUUGGAAGUGAUGGAAACCCAUGUGGGGAAGCAGCAGUCUACAGGAAAUGAUGUGGUUGUGGUGGAAAAGGAAGACAAACGUGUGGACACACCUGAGGACAAACCUGAAGACAAACCUGAGGACAAACCUGGAGACCAACCUGAGGACCAACCUGAGGACAAACCUGGAGACAAACUUGAGGACAAACCUGAGGACCAACCUGAGGACAAACCUGGAGACCAACCUGAGGACCAACCUGAGGACAAACCUGGAGACAAACCAGGAGACCAGCAGAAUGCUGCAGGUUCUGAGGCAGUGAAACAGACUCAACUCAAAGCUAACGCAGGUAGAGAUCCGGCUGUAGGCCACGCCCUGCCGGACCGGAAGGACAAGCUUGCGGAUUAUAAUGGUGACGCUGACAAUGAGGGCGAGUUUGAGGCAGACAAGCAAGCCGAACUUGCCAAGCAUUGAGGAUCGGACUGAAGAUCAAGGCCGCUGAAGAUAAGUGGCUGGACAGUCUAAUAAUUCACACAAGUUCUGUAACCAUGGAGAUGCUGAAGAUAUUCCUGAUCUUCCAGUGACGUUGCACAUGAUGCCUUAAUGAUCCAAAAUGAAUGUAUCUGUACAAGGGGCCUGAAGACUUGCACUGCUCUGAACUACAAAGAAGAUCCACAUACGACAUGCAUACACCUGUAUGCUGCAUACACCUGUACCUAUACACCUGUAUGCUGCAUACACCUGUAUGCUCAGUUUAUAUCGGGACCGGUCCCAAGUUGAAAAUGAAUGGCACACUCCUAAUUCUGCUCUGGGGACAGACGAGAGGGCGGGAUUAUUGCUGUCUCUCAGAUCUGACUGACUGAUGCUUCCACAGGUCAUCCAGUUUAACCAAUCACAUUUAAGCUGUGUCAGAGGUGCCCGUGGGAGUGGCCAUGUCUUCCACUACCUCUGUGUAAAAUGGAUGCCCGCCUAACUCUUGCUUUUUCAAACUGCUUCACAUGCGUUUCGAUGCGUUUGACCUUGAUCGGGAAAACUGAAUCCUAAAGACAGCUGUUUCAUUGGAUGUAGCGAUCGUAGAUUGGAUGUUUUAAUUGGGUGUGGGGAAUUAUAUAUUAGUUAGGAAAGUUCAUUUCCUUAUGGGUCUUACCCCCCACCCCCCGUACUAUGACUACUGAGUGCCCCGUUUGCAGUUUAUUAUUUAUGAAAUGUGUGUUUGCUGGAUUAGAGCGUCUGAGCACCCAGAGCCCAGAACCACACCGCUGUGUUUCAGACACAUUAUGAAGGAGAUUCACUGAAGCUUCGCCCUGCCGGAUCACAGACUUUGGGAACGCAGUGCUCCCCGUGGUGGUAGGACCGCCAAAACUGGAAUUACACCUCUAAACAUACACCUGCUAUAUCACUGCCAGCUGCUCCAAUUGUGGCAUGUACACACACACACACACACAAACACACAUACACAUAUGAAUACACAUACACAACUCUUGAAGAAAUGAGGAAAGGUGUCUUAAGGAUGUCUUUCGCUUCUUAAGCUCUACUUUAGUGCACGAUGCCAGUCUUCAUCACAUUGCGCCGACCGUCCAAUCAGCAGGGCUAGUCCGUCUGAAUGCAUUACCAGGGUAACCGUCCUCGGGGUUGUGGGUCUUGCUCUGUUCGUCCUGAACUGGUAGUUUGCAGACACUGAAUGAAAGAUUUUAUAAUUUAUUUUAUAGAUUUUGUAUUUGUGGUUAUGUUUGUUCUGAUUGAAGCCGUUGAACAUGUUUAUGCACAUUCUGGUGGAAAUAGUUUAAUAACAUGGCAUAGCUUGCUCAAGAUUUGAUUUUUUUUGUAGUGUCUGAGAAAUCUGGAAACCACGCCAAGUGGACAUAUCGUAGAAAUAUAAAUAUUUUUCGUAGAAAUGUGAAUAUUCCAUUGUGCGCUUUCUACCCUGGAGAUGGGAAUAAACUUACCUGAAUAUAAA